AUGCCCCCCGAUGCCAAGCCCACGUGGAACGAAGUGCUCUUCUUCCCCCUGCGGCUGCCCCCGCUCUGUGACGCCAUCGAGCUGGCCAUCCUUAGCGGGUCCAAGGUGCUGGGCACAGCCAUGCUCCACCUCUCCCACAUCUCCUCCGCCGGUGCUGAGCUUGAAGGAGGGGUCCCAGGUUUCUUACCCUGCUUUGGGCCCAGCUUCCUCCCCUUCUAUGGUCCACGGAGAGAUGCUGCUGAUGUGCCCAGCGACACCAUGGUGGCAUACAGGGGCCGGGUGCUGCUGGAGCUCAGCACCCACACAGGGGACUCCGAUGGGCGCCAGCAGGACGCCAUCGCCCCCGAGGACAUCACCCGCGUGCAGCGCCUUCUGCCCCGCCGCCACCGCCUGGGGCUCUGCGCAGUGUUCUACUCUGCCACCAUGCUGCCCCCCGCAUCCGAACCUUUGCGCUUCGAGCUCAGCAUCGGCAACCACGGGGACACCGGGGACACCUCGUGCCGCCCCGCUGCCUCCGCCACACCGCAAGGCCACCCCCUCUUUGAUGGGAACCGCUACUGCUACAUGCCUUGGCAUGACAGCAAGCCGGUGGUGGCCGUCACCUCCAGCUGGGAGGACGCUGGGCAGCGGUGGGACGGGCAGAACCUGAUGCACAGUGUGGGCGAGAGGCUGGAGGGAAAUGUGGCGAUGCUGCGGAACGCGAAGCCGGACGCCCUUGGGGACGUUGGCAGGAAGCUGCUGCGUGAGCUGGCGCGGGACUGCAGGGCUGCCCUGCCUGUGCUGCAGGCCCAGCGGCCCCGGACGCGGCUGGACGUGGAGCUGCGCGCCGCCCGCCUGCAGCUCCUGCAGCUCCUCGCCUCGGCUGCCGCCGCCGGGCCUCCGCGCCGGGCCUGGGCCGAGCUGCUCCCCGAGGCCGAGGCCUGGCUGGGCCGAGUGGCCGCCCUGCAGGCUGAGCCUCAGGCCGGUGUUCCCGACGUGUUGCUGUGGCUGCGGAGCGGUGCCCGCUGCCUGGCCUGUGCCCGCAUCCCCGCACACCGCCUCGCCUGCUCAGCCCUCAGCCCCGCAGCCUGCGGGCGGCUCUGCGGACGGACGCACACCCUGAUGCUGGAGGUCCCGGGACACCUCCAUGCCCAGCUCCGUGUCCGGCUGUGGCUGGGGCGUGUGGCUGAGAGCCAGGAGCUGCCGCGUUACUUGGAGGGCGCCCUGCACGUCUAUGCUGAGACAUAUGAGAACCAGACGAAGAUCCUGGGCAAAUGGAGCAGGCAGGCGCUCCCAGCUCGCCCCAGCUUCUCCGACGUGGCCGGCAGAGUGGCGCUGCCCCGCGAGCGCAUCCGACCCCCCCGGGGCUGGUGCUGGGAUGGGCCCUGGGCUGUGGAACCGCCGCGGAGGCUGCUGCCGGAGCCCGAGGCUGGCAUGGACGAGGUGUUGGAGGAGGUCUAUGAGAACCAGAGCCGGCGGCGCGGCGGGGAAUGGGGACCUGCUGCUGUGCCCAGCACUGAUGUGGCCGGCGCGGCGGUGCCCCCCAAGGAGGAGGUGGCGUGUCCCCAAGGCUGGCACGUCACCGAUGACUGGCGGGUGGAGGUGACAGGGGCCGUGGAUGAGGCUGGUGAGCGAUGUCCCCGUGUGGGUGUGCUGGGUUGGGGGGGUGGCAGAGGUGACAACGACAACGUGGGUGAUGCAGGAUGGGAAUAUGGGCACAGCCCCGAGGCUCCGGAUAAAGCAUGGGAGUACGCAUCCCUGUGGGGCGGCCGCUUCCAUCUGCAGCGUCAAGCGGGUGAUGCGUGCCGGCGGCGCUGCUGGCGUCGGCACAUGGUGCCAGAGCUGCCCUCAUCUGUGGCUGCCAUCUUCCUCCUCGAGGGCACAGCGGAUGCAGAGGAAAUGCCAGAGAGCAAGCAGAUGGCAGCAACACCCAAAGGCCGGGGACACCCCCAGCACCCCACGCCUGUCAUCCUCUGCACCUUCGAGCGACCCAGCUCCUUCCAGCUGCGCUGUUACCUCUUCCAAGCACUGGAGCUGAAGCCCCGCGGCACCAAGACCACAGCAGACCCCGUUGCCCACGUCUCCUUCGUGCACGUCAGCCAGAGCACCCGCGUGCUGCCCGGCACCCUGGACCCGGUUUGGGAUCAGUCGCUGCUCUUCCAUCGGGUGCAGCUCCAUGGGGACCCACGUGGGCUGCGGGAUGAGCCCCCAGCUGUGGUGGUGGAGGUGUUUGAUCAGGAUGGAGGGGGUGCUGGGAGCUUCCUCGGGAGAAGCGUGUGCACCCCAAAAGUGUGGCUGGAUGUGGGGCACCGGAAGCCCCCCCGGCUGCAGAGAUACCCACUGCAGGGGCCGGGGGGGCCGGCCGGGGAACUGCUGGCUGCCUUUGAGCUGCUGCACGAGGCUGAGGUGAGAGGUGGGCAGCAGGGGGUGGGGUGGGGGCUCCCAGACACCCCGCCAUGGAGACAGGGCACCUUCGGCAUCCCCCCAGGCAUCCGGCCGGUCCUGCGGCUGAUGGCAUUGGAGGUGCUGGCGUGGGGGCUGCGGGGGCUCCGUGGCCGCUGCCUGCUGCCCGUGCGCGCCCCCAGCCUGGAGGUGCAGUGUGGGGGGCACGUCCUGCGCAUCCCCCCCAUCACCGACCUCGCCACCAACCCCAAUUUCCCCAUCAACGCCUUCCUGCUGACGCUGCACCUACCAGUGGAGGAGGAGUACGUGCCCCCGAUCCGGCUGCGGGUUUUGGACACGCAGGGCUUUGGGUUCCGGCCCCACGUGGGCCAGGCGUGCGUGCAGGACCUGGUGAGGUUCCGCCGUGAGCCCGAUGGAGAGGAGCAGCUGCCCCAGCCUCGUGUCCCUGUGUCGGGUUCUGACCCCGCUGCUGCCUGGGGCAGGAUUGCUCAGAUGCUGCCCAAGGUGGCCGCUGAGAAGGGGGCUGCAGACCAGGAUGAGGAAGAAGGCGACUGGUGGAGCAAAUUUUACAUGGCCAUGGGAGACAAGGCAAAGAGCCACGGGAGGACACACAGGGACAGCCUGAAGGUGUACGGCUGCGAGCUGGAGGCGGUGCCCAAAUUCGAGGGGCUGCAGGAUUUCUGCCAGACCUUCCCCCUCUACCAGCCGGGGGGGCAGCAGGGGGACGACCCCAUGCCUGUGGGCGAGUUCAAGGGGCUGUUCUGUCUCUACCCCCUACCCGAGGACCCCGGGGUGCCCCCGCCGCCCCGCCGCUUCCAGGAGCUGCCCCCCAGCCAACCCCAGCAGUGCCUGGUGCGCGUCUACGUCGUCCGUGCCUUCGACCUGUCCCCCCGUGACCGCAAUGGGAUGUGUGACCCCUACGUUCGUGUCUCGCUGGGAGCAAAGACACUGGGCAAGCGUGACCACUAUGUGCCCAACACCGUGGAGCCAGUUUUUGGCAGGAUGUUCGAGGUGAUGGGCACCGUCCCGUUGGAGAAGGACCUGAGGGUCUCACUGCUGGACCACGACCUGCUGCCACCCGACCAGGAGAUUGGAAGCACCACCAUCGACCUGGAGAACCGGCUGCUGUCCCGAUUCCGUGCCCACUGUGGGCUGCCCCGUCUGUACCACAUGGAUGGCCCUGGGCGCUGGCGGGACCAGCUGAGCCCCAGCCGGGCACUGGAGCACCUGGCUCACACCCGGGGGCUGCAGGCACCCGAAUUCAGCGCCGAUGGAACCGCCGUCAUCUUUGGGGGCUCCACCUUCCUGCUGAGCCAUUUUGAGAGUGGACCCCCCACAUAUCGUCACCCCGGGGCACCCCGGGAGCGCCUGGCCCUGCAUGUGCUGCAUGCAUGGAACCUCGUCCCCGAGCAUCUGGAGACCAGGACGCUGUACAACAGCGCCCAGCCUGGGCUGGAGCAGGGCAAGGUGCAGAUGUGGGUGGACAUCUUCCCCGCCAGCCUCGGCCCCCCUGGGCCCCCCGUGGACAUCACUCCCCGCAAACCGCAGAGCUAUGAGCUGCGCUGUGUGGUGUGGAACACCCGCGAUGUGGAGCCAGGGGACAUCAGCGCAGCAGGGCAGAGGAUGAGCGAUAUCUACGUCACCGGCUGGCUGGAUGGGCUGGAGGAGCAGAAGCAGAGGACGGACGUGCAUUACCGGGCGCUGCAGGGCGACGGCAGCUUCCACUGGCGCUUCGUCUUCCCCUUCCAGUACCUGGCAGCCGAGCAGCGCUGCGUGCUGCCCCGCAAGGAGCAUUUCUGGAGCCUGGAUGAGACGGUGCUGAAGGUGCCCCCGAAGCUCAUCCUCCAAGUGUGGGACAACGACAAGUUUUCGGCCGAUGAUUUUUUGGGUAUCCUGGAGCUGGAGCUCACCCGGCUGCCCCGUCCAGCCCAGCGGCCGCAGGACUGCACCCUAAAGCCACGUCUGAGCCCCUGGCCCUGGGGGAAGGCUCGGGGACCCCCCCGUUUCUCUCUGUUCCGACAGAAGCUGGCGCGGGGUUGGUGGCCCUGCGUGGUGCACGAGGGUGGCACGCAGCGCAUGGCGGGCAAGCUGGAGCUGAGCCUGGAGCUGCUCGACGAGAAAGAAGCAGAAGAGAGACCGGCGGGGAAAGGCCGGGAGGAGCCCAACGCGUACCCACCCCUGCAGCCCCCCGUGCGCCCCGACUCGUCCUUCCUGUGGCUGCUGGCCCCAAUGCGCGCCCUGCGCUACGCCGUCUGGCGGCGGCACCGAUGCCGCAUCACCGCGACCGCGGCGCUGCUGCUGCUGCUCCUUCUGCUCCUCAACUUCAUCUACUCCGCCCCGGGUUACUUGGCCAUGAAGCUGGUGAACCCGCUGCGCCUCUUCGGUGCUGGGAGCAAACACUGA
Tympanuchus pallidicinctus (lesser prairie-chicken) is the source of this 4785-nucleotide messenger RNA. RefSeq names its product fer-1 like family member 5 (gene FER1L5). Gene Ontology annotation, molecular function: calcium-dependent phospholipid binding; calcium ion binding. NCBI's taxonomy places the organism in Eukaryota, Metazoa, Chordata, Aves, Galliformes, Phasianidae. Gene Ontology annotation, biological process: plasma membrane repair; monocyte activation involved in immune response; T-tubule organization. The record is from RefSeq and is a predicted model, not a curated record. The coding region runs from base 1 to 4785 and encodes 1594 amino acids. Gene Ontology annotation, cellular component: cytoplasmic vesicle; T-tubule; membrane. The transcript is spliced from 39 exons.